CGGACCUCUGCACGGACCGUCUUCAGCCACAUCGUGACCGGCAUGUUGUCGUCAAGACCUUUGAACUUCGUGAGCUUCAGCGCUCUGGCCUUCUCGCGUACGAUGACUUGGCGCGGUGGGGGCUGGUCGUCUGCCCCCGCGUACCUCACCGCUGGCAUCGUAGCUGCAGCUGGUGGUGCGCGCCCCGGGUCUACUCCGCCGUGGCCGCCGCCGCUUCCAGCCGUCAAGAUCACCACCCCCGUGCCCGUCAUCCCGCUCGGGUUCGUCAUGGUGCUAGUCGCCGCGUUCGGGUUCCCCGCUACGGCCGUCGCCAUGCUUCGAGUCGCUGCUGGGCCGGCUCUGCCUCCCGUGGCGUCGCUUCGUCCAGCCGUUACACCCAGGUCGUGGCUAGUUCUCGUGCCGCCGCCUGGGUUCGAGUGUCCCAACCCGGCGUUCGUUGGCGUGGUGCCCGACGACGGACGGAUCAUUUCCGUCUCCACCAACACCCUUCCUCCGUCUUCCGCCUCCAGCGUCGCCGAUGCAGCCACCGUCUGCUGCUGUUGCUGCUUGGCCGCCUCGCGCGCCGCUGUCUCCGCUCGUUCCUGUGACGCUGCGCGUCGCUCCGCCCGUUGA
Molecule: messenger RNA, 612 nt
Organism: Phytophthora sojae
Lineage: Eukaryota; Oomycota; Peronosporomycetes; Peronosporales; Peronosporaceae
Exons: 1
Source: RefSeq, a predicted model, not a curated record